This is a messenger RNA of Camelus dromedarius (Arabian camel), 2731 nucleotides long. RefSeq names its product torsin-1B. The record is from RefSeq and is a predicted model, not a curated record. Gene Ontology annotation, cellular component: nuclear envelope; endoplasmic reticulum lumen; endoplasmic reticulum. Gene Ontology annotation, molecular function: kinesin binding; ATP binding; ATP hydrolysis activity. Gene Ontology annotation, biological process: protein localization to nucleus; nuclear membrane organization. Lineage: Eukaryota; Metazoa; Chordata; Mammalia; Artiodactyla; Camelidae. The transcript is spliced from 5 exons. Bases 56 to 1066 code for a protein of 336 amino acids.
CGCUCGGCCGAUCGGGCGCCCCACGCAGCGGCGGCGGCUGUCUUCGGAUAGCGCGAUGCUGAGGGCGGGGCGGCUUGGGGGCGCCUGUGCGCUGCGGCUGCUGCUGGCGGCUCACACGGUGGCGGCAUUCGAGCCCAUCAGCGUGGGCAUCGCCAUCGGGGCCGCGUCGGCCCUCACCGGCUACCUGUCCUACACCGACCUGUACUGCCGCUUCGCCGAGUGCUGCCGCGAGGAGCAGCCGCUCAACGCGUCGGCCCUGAAGCAGGAAUUGGAGGAGAAGCUGUUUGGGCAGCAUUUGGCCACAGAGGUGAUUCUCAAGGCGCUGACUGGCUUCAAGAACAACAAAAAUCCCAAGAAACCACUGACUCUUUCCUUGCACGGCUGGGCUGGCACGGGCAAGAAUUUUGUCAGCCAAAUUGUGGCUGAAAAUCUUCACCGGAAGGGCCUCAAGAGUAACUUUGUCCACCUGUUUGUAUCGACCCUGCACUUCCCUCACGAGCAGCAGAUAAAACUCUACCAGGACCAGUUACAGAGCUGGAUUCGGGGUAAUGUGAGCGCAUGUGCGAGUUCCCUGUUCAUAUUUGACGAAAUGGAUAAAUUGCACCCGGGGGUCAUUGAUGCAAUCAAGCCGUUCCUAGAUUACUACGAGCAGAUUGAUGGUGUGUCUUACCGGAAGGCCAUCUUCAUCUUUCUCAGCAAUGCAGGCGGGGACCUCAUAACUAAGACGGCCCUUGACUUCUGGCGGGCAGGGAGAAAGAGGGAAGACAUCCAGCUGAAGGACCUGGAGCCGGUGCUGUCUGUCGGAGUCUUCAAUAACAAACACAGUGGCUUGUGGCACAGCGGACUGAUAGACCGAAACCUCAUCGACUACUUUAUCCCCUUCCUGCCCCUGGAGUACAGACACGUGAAGAUGUGUGUCAGGGCAGAGAUGAAGGCCCGUGGUUCUGCUGUAGACGAAGACAUUGUCACCAGCGUGGCAGACGAAAUGACGUUUUUCCCCAAAGACGAGAAAAUCUACUCAGACAAGGGCUGCAAGACUGUGCAGUCACGGCUGGAUUUUCACUGAGUGCUUAUCCAGGCGGAUGAGACGCAGCUGGGAGCUCAGCGAGCCGGGGCCUGGCCUUUCCGAGCACUUUGACGACCCCUUCAGGGGUUUGCACAUUUGCACCUGUGGACUUUCAGGAUAGGGAAGGUUCUAGGUUGAUUUUCGAAAUGAUGCUAAUCUGUCAAGUGUACUUGUCAUUCUGCAAUGUGACAGCAACCCACCUGUUCAUGGCAGUUGAAGAUGAACUUUUGAAAUCCCUCUGCACUUCACGGACCAUGACAGAAGUGCCUGUAAACAGCUUUGUGAGUGAGACCUAGGGCCGUUCCUGCCCCAGCGGUACCCACACCUCAGAAGCUGCUGCUCUAACUGGAGUCCAGGGACCUCGCUGCGAUCCAGGGCAUUGGGUUUUCACCCGCCAGAAACUUUCUUCUACUCUUCCUUUUUCUUUACAGAGAGCGCGUUCAUUGCCUUGAAGGGUUUUCCGUUAAAAGCAGUGGCACCUGCAAGCACAGACAGUGUGUGGUGGGAGGCCACGGGCCUGUGGGCUGAGCACUCGGCUGGGUGAGCCGUCUGCAUGUGGGGUGGGGGCUCCACACCAGACCCCCGCAGCAGAGCAGGACGGACAGGACCUCUCCGUCUGUCCGUUGCUCUGACUGUGAUUACAGCCCUGGACUUGGAAUUCCUUCUCCCAUCUCUCACUUAGUAUUGACCUCAGCCUUCCUUGCACUGCUUCUAUUCCUGAACUUAGGUCACUGCUAAUAUCAUCACUAGAGUCGAAUCAGAGUGAGACCGAUGGCUUGGAAUUUGAGUCCUUGGUUCCCACGGGAAAAUACCUGUCUGUUACAGUUUACAUGCAGGUCAGUCUCUCCCUCAACUCCCCAGAACCAUUUGAAGUCUGUACGACAUGCUUAUUCUCCACGGUGACAUGUGCCAACCAAACGGUCAGCUUACAGAUGCCGCAUCACCAAAGUGGAAGUAUUGUACACUAAAAAUGCUCGAGUUUUCAAGGAGAUGUAUUUUUUUAUAAUGUUUUUACUUCUGAAUCUUAGGUAAUACAAAUAUAGGAUGUUGAUUAUUUUAAAACAUAGGAAGGACACGAAAUGGAAUAAUUGCCUAUUCGUUUUUCAUUUAUCAGAUACUCUUAAAACAGAUGGUUUAGGCUGGUCCUGGGUGUCAUCCGAGAAUGAUCCCCUACGUGGCAGCGCCAGGCUAGACUGCCCCGGCCAUUGGGGAAAAAAGACUUCGAUUCCAGCCAGUGUGAAUCGUUCAAUCUUGUAGUUGCAAUGCAACUGCAGAUGUGUAACAAGAACAUGCAGCUUUUUUAUAUAUAAAAAAUGGCAGAAUGAAUGUUUCUACGUCACAGCAGUGCCUUACAGAGGAUCACACUUAGUCUUUAAAAAAAAAAUACCAAGGUGAGGCUGAAAAUUUUUAGUACAUGUUCUCAAAUUUGAGUUAAGUUAUAUUUCUUUUAUAAUCUUUUGGGUGUCUGGUCAGGAGGAGAUAAGAUUUUUUUGUUUACAAUGAUGCAAUAAAUUGAACACAUGUUGGCUACCUUUGGACUGCUGUUACUGAUUUAUAACUUGAAAGGGCCACGGUUACCCACAGCCCAGUCUCCCCACCCCACGUAAGAUGUAGACAAGCUUGAAUUGACUGAAUAUAAAAUAAUAAAGCCUAAAUUUAAUCAUG